AUGAUCCGCCACAGCUUCGGCCUCCUGCUCCGGCGCAUCUCCCGCGCCCCCGCCCGGCCCUUUUCCUCGCGGCAGGAAUCCAUGACCCCCGCCGAACAGGCCAUCGCCGCCCUCCUCCGCGACAAGCUCCAGCCCACGGAGCUGCUGGUGCGCGACGUCUCCGGCGGCUGCGGCAGCAUGUACGCCAUUGACAUUGCCAGCCCGGCCUUCAAGGGCGCCUCCACGCUCAAGCAGCAGCGCAUGGUGAACAGCGCGCUGGGCGACGUCAUGAAGCAGUGGCACGGCCUGCAGCUGAACACGAGGGCCUCGGAGUAG
This is a messenger RNA of Ustilaginoidea virens, 315 nucleotides long. RefSeq lists its product as uncharacterized. The transcript has a single exon. Lineage: Eukaryota; Fungi; Ascomycota; Sordariomycetes; Hypocreales; Clavicipitaceae. The coding region runs from base 1 to 315 and encodes 104 amino acids. The record is from RefSeq and is a predicted model, not a curated record.